AUGGACACCAAAUCUAACGAAAACAUAGAUAAUAAAGAAGACAAGAACAUCGAUAUUAAGAAGAAAAAAAAAAGAAGAAAAAAAAAAAUUAUAAUAAACGUUCGAAAGAAAGUUCUGCGAAAGGAGGAAGUAACUGUUGAGGAUGUUUCCAGUUCGAAUGCGCUGGGCGAAAGUCUGACGGAUAGUCGGAAUGGGAAAGGCGCUUCAAGAGGGAAGUACGUUCGCAGGAAUAGUAAUUCUAAGGAGCCCACCAAGGCAGCCAAGAAGGCUCGCUUCUUCGAUCAGGAAUACAACAUCCGCGAGAUACCAAACUGCCCCAUUUCUGAGAUGCUCAUAAAGCGGAACAAAAAAAAAUGA
This is a messenger RNA of Plasmodium coatneyi, 357 nucleotides long. RefSeq lists its product as uncharacterized. NCBI's taxonomy places the organism in Eukaryota, Apicomplexa, Aconoidasida, Haemosporida, Plasmodiidae. The transcript has 2 exons. The coding region runs from base 1 to 357 and encodes 118 amino acids. The record is from RefSeq and is a predicted model, not a curated record.